AUGGCUGACCAAAACUCAACAGAAGUCAUAAUCAUGGCGGCACUUUCUACUCUAUCCUCUUCCCAUAUCUCAGAUCUCAGCCACUCCAUUGCCGCCCUCUUCCACCGGCACCGUCGCCGCCUCUUCUCUCUCCUUUCCUCCCCAACCAUCUUCGCCUUCACUCUACAGCACUUGCAAACUAUCUCCCUUCACAAGAAGUCCCUUCUAAUCGCCCAUUAUCUAUUGCUUAAUCUCUCCGUUUUGAACCACUUCAUGAGGAAUAAUACCACCGCACCACCCUACGCCGGCGCCGGAAUGAAACUCCGGGACCUUGAUGCGGUUCUUCUUUUACUUCUUCUCUGCGAGUUGCAUCAGAAUGAACCGGAAGCUCUUGAACCGCCUCCGUCAUUCUGGCGGGGGGUUCUGUGUAAUUAUGUGGCUAAUACAAUGUUGAAAUUGACUAGCUUUGGAGCGUCCAAUGGUGAAGUUCUGAUGGAAUACAUAGAAAAGGUGGUUAAAUGUAGGAAUUUUGUUAAUGUAAUGGGUCGUGAUAGUGGUGGUGGUGAUGAAGGGAAGGACGGGAGGGAGGUGGCGACGUCCGUAGCGGCGGUGGUUGCUUUGCCAUCGGUGGAGGUGAGUGGCGGCGGCAGGGAGUGCGUAAUAUGCAAAGAAGAGAUGACCAAAGGAAGAGACGUCUGUGAAUUGCCAUGCAAUCAUUUGUUUCAUUGGAUGUGCAUAUUGCCUUGGUUGAAGAAGAGAAACACGUGUCCUUGUUGCCGGAGCAGACUUCCGACCAAUGACGUUCUCGGCGAGAUUGACCGGUUGCUGGAGGAUCUCGCCAAGAUUGACGAUGGCGGCGAUAGAUUAUACCGUGAAUGCUUGUGUACAUGA
Messenger RNA from Fraxinus pennsylvanica, 870 nucleotides. The record is from the annotation of a GenBank genome assembly. NCBI's taxonomy places the organism in Eukaryota, Viridiplantae, Streptophyta, Magnoliopsida, Lamiales, Oleaceae.